AUGAAGGGACGUAUGUUUUGCGCUUCUCAAGCAUCAACAGCCAUCGUUGACGACGACGACAAACUCAGCAGCCGAGCAUUCGACCGGCGCCACAAUACGAUCAUUAACGAUGGCCGGAGAUCCUCCAUCAGUAACAAAACAGUAGAGAUCUACAAGGGCAGGAGGAGCGGCGUCACUGCCCGAAAAAGCACCAGCGGUGGAGCUGCGGCGUUGUUGAAGCUCAUCACUAAUGACCUCAGCUUGGCGAGGAAGAGUUUCAGCUGUGUAGCGAGACCCGCAAGUGGUGAGUUUAUCAAAACCCCUGCUGGUUCUACUAGGUAUCUUUUGGGAUCCGACCCGGGUUCUCUUACCGGGUCUGCGGGUCAUAAAUGUCCUGAUGGUGAAGAGAUAAAGCCGUCUUCGUUGCUGACGGAGGAGAAGACUAGUGGUAGUGGUUCAGACCAGCAGGUGGUUGUUCUCAAAGUGUCUCUCCACUGUAGAGGCUGUGAAGCAAAAGUUAGGAAACAUCUGUCCAGAAUGCAAGGUGUGACAUCAUUCAACAUAGAUUUCGCUGCCAAGAAAGUGACUGUGACUGGAGACAUCACUCCCUUAGAAAUAUUGGAUAGCAUCUCAAAGGUUAAAAAUGCUAAAUUCUGGACAGCUCCUGCACUCCCAAUGCCAAAUAUGGAAACUCCAAAUCACUAG
Molecule: messenger RNA, 684 nt
Organism: Eruca vesicaria subsp. sativa (arugula)
Lineage: Eukaryota; Viridiplantae; Streptophyta; Magnoliopsida; Brassicales; Brassicaceae
Source: the annotation of a GenBank genome assembly